Messenger RNA from Python bivittatus (Burmese python), 696 nucleotides. It is a transcript of the gene CSTA, whose product is annotated as cystatin A. Lineage: Eukaryota; Metazoa; Chordata; Lepidosauria; Squamata; Pythonidae. Gene Ontology annotation, cellular component: cytosol. The record is from RefSeq and is a predicted model, not a curated record. Gene Ontology annotation, molecular function: cysteine-type endopeptidase inhibitor activity.
UCAGGGCUACCAGCGCCUCGCAUUGUCCCUCGCAAUGGAGGUUUUCCAAAAAUGGCUUCUGAACCCGGAAGUCCUCUGCCUACCGAAAGAGAUGCUUCGUCCGCAUCGUCUCUGGUAACGCCCCUAACAGGGGACAGCUCAUAUAGGGCCUGGACGGCAGCGGGGCUGACUUCGCUCGUGUUCUCGGCUUGCACUUGCACGGGAGUCGCCUCCUCUUUCCUUCCUCCACCAGCGAUGUUGUGCGGCGGAGCCUCCGAGCUAAAGGCAGCCACUGAGGAGACGCAGCAAAUCAUACAGGAGAUAAAAUCCCAGCUGGAAGAAAAAGAAAGCAGGAACUUCGACAUCUGUGAAGCUGUUUCAUAUAGAACACAGGUGGUUGCCGGAACAAACUAUUUCAUCAAGGUCCACGUGGGGAAUGAUGAGUACUUUCAUGUACGAGUGUUCCAAAGGCUUCCACAUGAAAACAAGCCGCUGGAGCUCACUAGUUACCAGAGCAAGAAAGCGAAGCAUGAUGAUUUGACUUACUUCUAAAGAGUUAUUUAGAAGUUUUUUCCCCCCAUUACACUCCUGUGGGGUAUAUUUACAGAUAUCCACACAUGUAAUGCUUAUUUUGCAAAAGUAAAAGAAUCUCUUGUUUUUUACUGCAAAUCAGCCCCUACGUAACUCUUAAUACUAUUAAAAACAUAUGAUAUGACA